This is a messenger RNA of Oncorhynchus kisutch (coho salmon), 4944 nucleotides long. Its product is annotated as zinc finger protein 711-like. Gene Ontology annotation, biological process: regulation of transcription by RNA polymerase II. Lineage: Eukaryota; Metazoa; Chordata; Actinopteri; Salmoniformes; Salmonidae. Gene Ontology annotation, molecular function: metal ion binding; DNA-binding transcription activator activity, RNA polymerase II-specific; RNA polymerase II cis-regulatory region sequence-specific DNA binding. The record is from RefSeq and is a predicted model, not a curated record. Gene Ontology annotation, cellular component: nucleus. The transcript is spliced from 10 exons. The coding region runs from base 348 to 2972 and encodes 874 amino acids.
CUCAAAGCUCUCGCCUGCGUGACGCAAACAGACAGGGAUCGGCGCUAAACGAGGCCACGCAUUGUCUGGCCCUCCCGCCCUCCGUUGCGAGCGAGCAACGUGAUUGGCCCAGGCCUCGGAAAGAGUGCCCGGGGAUCCAAAUGUACAGGCCGCAUUUAUCUUAGUGUCGAAAAAUAAACCCAAACAAUAACAGACACAACCGAGAAAGGAAACAUAUCGACGAUCAAUUUGAAGGAGUCCAUUAUAAGGGUUCUCUCUCCCAAUGGAAGGAAGACACACCAGCAACACACUGUUCUUAUUUUAGAGUGCAUUGUCAUCAAAUGUGAAGCUUUUUUAAGAUCAAAGAGAUGGACCACGGUGGAGGGAUCCUGGAGCUACACACACAGGAGUUAAAGAUGCCUCACACCAUGAUCAUGCAAGACUUUGUGGCAGGAAUGAGGGGCCUGGCCCACAUCGACGGGGAUCACAUUUUGGUGUCUGUGCCUGAGGGCAUGCUCCUGUCUGACGUCAUGACAGACGAAGGCAUCCUGUUGGAGCACGGCCUGGAGGUGCAGGGCCUCGAGACGGAGGUGGAGGUGGAAGGCCUCGAGACGGAAGUUGAAGGCUUUGGAGCGGAGGUGGUGGAGCUAGAGACACAGAUGGUUGAGGGCCUCGAGACGGAGGUGGUUGAAGGCCUGGAGGUCGAGGCCCUGGAGGCGGAGGUGGAAGUCGAGGGCCUUGAAGCAGAGGUAGAGGUCCUAGAGGAAUAUCUAGAGACUGAGGUGAUUGAAGGCCCUGACAUCGGACACGAACACUUGCUGGGUUCCGAAGUGGCCAUCGAGGAGGCUAUAGACUCUCACCAUCACCAUGUUCUAACAUCAGACCUCAUCCAGGGCUCAGUCCACCAUCACCACCACCACAUGCCAGACCAGCUUUUUGUGGAGCACCAGGAGGAGGAGGAGGAGGACGGGUUGGAGGGCUUGGACCAGGAGGUGUUGGUGGGGGAGGAGGAGACAGUGAUCCAGGCCCACGAGGAGCUGCCGGUGGACGUGGAGGCUGUCUCUCUGCAGACUGAUGAGGAGGACUACCUCAUGAUCUCCUUGGAUGACGUUGGUGAGAAGCUGGACAGAGGAGACACUCCUCUAGAGAUCACUACUGAGGUGAUGCAUGAUGAAGACUCCAACAAGGAGGGGUCCGAGGUCAUCAAGGUCUACAUCUUCAAAGCCGAGGCUGAUGAUGAUGUGGAGAUAGGUGGGACCGAGGUGGUGUCUGAAAGUGACUGCCAUAACGGCCACCAUGCUGGGUCGGAGUCUGGGGGAGGAGGCAGACAUGGCCGGGGGGAGAGGAUGGUCUACAUGGCUGUGAAGGACCACGCCCAGUCAGAGGAAGAUAUCAAUGUGUCAGACAUGGCAGAGCAGGUGUACAUGGAGGUGAUUGUUGGAGAGGAGGAGACCUCUGCAGUCCAGGAGAACCAGCUAGAUGACUCUCCAAACAGCAAGAUGUUAGUCCCUGUCUCCUGGGCUGCUGCCUACGAUAACAACAGUGUGGACACGGUGAGGAAUGGAGGGACCAGGCCAUACCUUCAGAUCAGAGACGGUCAGGGCACCAACAGAGCCCUCAAACAGAAGAUCAAGAAGAAGAAGAGGAAUGGCGAGACACGGCAGUGCCAGACCGCUGUGAUCAUCGGUCCAGACGGCAUGCCCCUGACCGUCUACCCCUGUCACAUCUGUGGUAAGAAGUUCAGGUCACAAGGCUUCCUCAAGUGCCACAUGAAGAACCAUCCUGACCACCACCUUAAGAAGUACCAAUGUACCGACUGUGACUUCACCACCAACAAGAAGGUCAACUUCCACAACCACCUGGAGUCCCACAAGCUACUGGUCCAUCGCAGUGACAGAGACAGAACCUCUUCCCCAGACUACCCAGAAUACAACAGGACCACCCCAGACUACCCAGAAUACAACAGGACCACCCCAGAGUACCCAGAAUACAACAGGACCACCCCAGAGUACCCAGAAUACAACAGGACCACCCCAGAGUACACAGAGUACACCCGGCGUUACCACGAAGACAGCCAGCUAGGAUCUAACAAGCUGAUCCUGAGGGACAAGGAGUCCAAACUGCACCACUGUAAGUACUGUGACUAUGAGACUGCAGAGCAGGGGCUCCUCAACCGCCACCUAUUGGCCGUUCACAGCAGGAACUUCGCCCACGUGUGCGUGGAGUGUGCUAAAGGCUUCCGUCACCCGUCAGAGCUCAAGAAGCACAUGCGGACCCACACGGGGGAGAAGCCGUACUGCUGCCCGCACUGUGACUUUCGCUGUGCAGACCAGUCCAACCUAAAGACUCACAUCAAGAGCAAGCACGGUGCCGACCUGCCUUUUAAGUGUGGCCACUGCCCCCAGGCCUACGCUGACGUAGGGGAGCUACAGCGGCACACAGAGAUGGUGCAGGGCCACAAGACCCACCAGUGUCCCCACUGUGAACACAAGAGCACCAACUCCUCUGAUCUAAAACGACACAUUAUAUCUGUUCACACCAAAGACUUCCCUCACCAGUGUGACGUGUGUGAGAAGGGCUUCCACCGGCCCUCUGAGCUGAAGAAACACUCAGAGACGCACAAGGGCAGCAAGGUGCACCAGUGCAGGCACUGUAACUUCACGACCUCUGACCCUUUCACCCUCAGCAGACACAUCCUGUCCGUUCACACCAAGGACCUCCCCUUUAAGUGUAAACGCUGCCGGCGAGGGUUCCGCCAGUCCACGGAGCUGAAGAAACACAUGAAGACCCACAGCGGGAGGAAGGUGUACCAGUGUCAGUACUGCGAGUACAACAGCCCGGACGCUUCAGGAUUCAAACGCCACGUGAUUUCGAUCCACACCAAGGAAUACCCCCACUGCUGUGACUACUGUUGUAAAGGCUUCCGAAGGCCCUCGGAGAAGAGCCAGCACAUAGCCAGACAUCACAAAGAUAUGCUGAUGGAGCGUUGUUAAUACAAUGUUGACACAACGUUACCCGGACAGACAGACUGGCACACUCACUCCUUAGUCUACCUGAUUCACACGACAAAGGGGGAACACGUUUAGGCAGUUGAUAAGGAUGGAAUGGUACAUUUAGACUGCUAGCGACGAUAACAUUCUGACUGUUUCUCUUUUUCUACUGGUUGUAUAGAGUAGGAAGAGGUCUCACCAGACCCCCCCUCCCCAUUCCCUCUCCCCCAGGCGUAAUCAAACUAAGCAUGUGGUGGAAGUUGGUGAAGUUUAAAACCAGUGUAUAUGUUGUCAGUGGUGCGCCUGUCACUCUUUCUGUAUUUAUCUGCAGAGAGACGAUUCACCAUAUGAUGAACAUUUAUUUUUUUCAGGGUCUCAAAAUAUGUCUGUGUGUAUUCCUGUUGAAUAUCUGGAAGAAAGAAAUGGACAGAAGUCCUCUAAUAUAGGAAGUGGUUAUUUGAGAACAUCAUUCAGGCCUGUUCUUCUCUAUCUCACCAGACUGUAUCUGGAUCAAACUAGUGCAUACUGUAUCUGGAUCAAACUAGUGCAUACUGUAUCUGGAUCAAACUAGUGCAUACUGUAUCUGGAUCAAACUAGUGCAUACUGGAUCUGGAUCAAACUAGUGCACACUGUAUCUGGAUCAAACUAGUGCAUACUGUAUCUGGAUCAGACUACUGUAUCAAACUAGUGCAUACUGUAUCUGGAUCAAACUAGUGCAUACUGUAUCUGGAUCAAACUAGUGCAUACUGGAGAGCUGCAAUGCUCUGCUAACAACUUGUCUUCAAACCUGGGUUCAAAUCAUUUUUUUAAUAUUUCUUAUACGUUUAGCAUUUCCUUUAACCUGCCUAGAGUGGACUUUUGCGAAUCGGUUGGUUCUGUUUUGCCUGGCAAGCCAAACGAAGGUAUGUAUUUGAAAUUAUUACAAAUAGUUUUUGAACCCAGGUCUAAGUAUCCUCCCAAUAACCUGGUUUAUACCCUAAUACCGUUUGUUUUAAAGGCAAUCUGAAUCACAAUCAUGUCAUUAUGAGCCUGUGGGCCCUGUUUGGGUGGUCCACCUGUGAGGUCAGAGUGGAACAAUGUUUACACAAGCACCUUAAUCUACGAGCAUUGAAACCAACUCGUUUUUUUAAAAAACAAACAGAACUUUGUUUUUGUUUCUUCUUAACAGUGCCAAUUUAUUAUUAAUUCAACUUUAAUGUUUUGGUGUUUGGUGGACAGAUGGUUCUGUAUGUUUGGUAAAAACUUCAGCUGUUGUCACCACAGUUUUUUGACCUUGUGAUUGCCACUGUAAGUUGUGUAUAUGACCUUGUGAAUGCCACUGUAAGUUGUGUAUAUGACCUUGUGAAUGCCACUGUAAGUUGUGUAUGUGUCAUCACAUAGAACACAGAUGUGGUCACACACAAGCCAACCAUCCGAUGGUCAGGUCUUAUGUUCUGUUUCUCCUCAUGCACUGAGCUCUGCUAAAACAGACAUCUGAAAAGUAAAGUGAUUUUAAGUCUCAAACAUAUGCCGUGUAAAGAGAUUGUGUGUUUGAGUCAGUAGAAAGCACUUUAACUAUUAUUUUGUUAAUUUUACAUGUACGCAAAGGUGUAUAAUGUAUAUUCCCUGAAUGAGACAAUAUGAGUGUUGUGGGUAUUUCAGGGCCUGGAGUGGGACGGUAGCGACCAGUAUUCAUCCAAAUGUAUUAUCAAAAGAGAGCUGUCUAAUGAACUCUUCUGUUUUCAUAUCUGUUAGGUAAUUGGUUGGUCAUUCUGUUGAGAUUUCUGCUCACUGGUGUCCAGCAACCCCACAGUCAGUUGGCUACACACACCUUAAGUACAAUGGUGGAGAGAUUGUCGUUGGAGUCUUAAAGUAUGCACAUAGUAGGCUGGCCAUGAAAUGAAUUGUGUUUCAAAAAAAAUGUAUGUAUUUUUUUUUUUGUCUGACUUCAGAAACUACUGGUGAGGAGCAACCAAAAUAAACAAUUACCUUUUUA